AUGCUUUUGAGUGACCUGGUCUUCACAGUGCUCUUCCUUGCUCAGACUGGGAUUGGUCUAUUGGGGAACUCAGUACUGCUCAUGCUGUAUCUUGGUCUCUUCAUCUCUCAGCCCCAAUCCAAGAAGACCACAGAUUUGAUCUUUGGCCACCUGACUGUGGUCAACACACUGACACUUCUCACUCAGGCUGUCCCUGGGAUGGUUAUGGCCUUCAGGUGGGAGAGUACCCUGGAUGUUGUUGGGUGCCAGAUAGUCCUUUACAUUAGGAGAGUAGCCAGAGGCCUUUCCAUCUGUACCACCUCCCUCCUGAGCGUGUUCCAGGCCAUCACCAUCAGCCCCAGCAACUCCAGAUGGGACCAGUUCAAACACCGAGCCUCUAAAUAUAUUCCCUUUGCCUUUGUUCUAUUCUGGAGCCUCAACCUAUUGGUAGAAAUGAAUAUAAUCAAAUCCAUUGCCAUUAUCAAAAAUGUCACUGACUCACUCAAAGAUCACAGUAGGAAAACUUGUAUCAGUAUGCAUUAUUUAAAGAAGUUAAAUAAUAUCUCAUUCCUAACUGCCAAGACUCUCCGAGAUGUUUUCUUUGUCCUUCUUAUGAGCUGCUCCAGUGGCUAUAUGGUGAUCAUACUAGAUAAACACAGCAAGCAAGUGCAGCACAUUCACAGCACCAGUCUCUCUCCCUCCCCGGCAUCCAGAGCCACCCAGACCAUCCUACUUCUGGUCUCCUGCUUUGUUUCCUUUUAUUUCAUCAAUAGCGGCAUUACACUUGCUUUGGCAUUUAUCAAGGAUAAUGAUUUGAGUUAUUUUGAUCCUACAUUAUUUCUGGGGUCAUGUUAUGCCUUCCUCUGCCCCUUGGUGCUGAUCAUCAGUGAUCCCCGUAUCUCCAAACUCUCCAAACGCCAAUGUGUCCUCUAA
Molecule: messenger RNA, 912 nt
Organism: Ornithorhynchus anatinus (platypus)
Lineage: Eukaryota; Metazoa; Chordata; Mammalia; Monotremata; Ornithorhynchidae
Product: vomeronasal 1 receptor ornAnaV1R3052
Exons: 1
Coding region: 1-912 (303 amino acids)
Biological process (GO): G protein-coupled receptor signaling pathway
Cellular component (GO): membrane
Molecular function (GO): pheromone receptor activity
Source: RefSeq, marked inferred